Molecule: messenger RNA, 3349 nt
Organism: Triplophysa rosa
Lineage: Eukaryota; Metazoa; Chordata; Actinopteri; Cypriniformes; Nemacheilidae
Gene: zc3h10
Product: zinc finger CCCH-type containing 10
Exons: 3
Coding region: 263-1942 (559 amino acids)
Molecular function (GO): metal ion binding
Source: RefSeq, a predicted model, not a curated record
CACAUUACCGGAAAGACUUCAAAAGUGUAGCGUAAGAUGUUAGCGCAAAUUGUUAUUUGAUUCUUGUAAAUAGUAAUGUUGCGCAAAUGCGAAUGCUUUCUUCUGUCUAACACGACUCGUUUUGAACUGGGUGCCUAGGUGGAGUCGUGACCUAAAUCAAAACGUCUGAACGCUUUGCUUCCUUAACCCUUUUACUUAAAAAAAAAACUUCAUCAUAUCAUCCACAUGAGCGCAGUGUUCUAUUUCCGCUGGGCCGAGCGCCAUGCCUGACCGGGAUAGCACUUACCUGGCAGGUGGUGGGGGUGGAAGUGGGUCUGGGGUGGGUACCGGGGUUGGGGAGGACGUAGGUUCAGGGACAGGUUUAUGUGGAGGGGUAGGAGAGGGUCGAACGACAGUAGGUGGCGGUUCAGCAGGCUGUGGAGGGGGUAACUCUGGUCCUGGGGCGAUGGGUGGAGGCGGGGCGUUAGGAAACGGAAACAGCUGUGGCGGAGCCAGCGGUGGAUUCGGCUCCGGUUUAGGACUCGAUGGCGUUUGCCGGGACUUUUUGCGGAACGUGUGCAAGCGCGGCAAGCGUUGCCGUUUCCGCCAUCCAGACUUCAAUGACGUUACAGAUCUGGGCGUCCAGAAGAACGAGUUUAUCUUCUGCCACGACUAUCAGAACAAAGAGUGUGUGCGCACCAACUGCCGAUUCGUUCACGGAUCCAAAGAGGACGAGGACUAUUAUAAGAAAACCGGUGAGUUGCCCCUGAGACUGAGGGGAAAGGUCGCUGCCGGGCUCGGGUUGUCCCCUACUGAUCUCCCGUUGAGCCGCGGGGAGGUCCCCAUAUGCAGAGACUACCUGAAGGGCGAGUGCCAGAGAGGCAACAAGUGCAAGUUUCGCCAUGUGAGAAAGGACUACGAUUAUGAGGCCUCGUCGAGGGUGGGCGUUGGAUGCAUGAUGGGUGUUACGGGUGGGGUAAGUGGGAUGGCCAAUGCAGGUGUGGGAGGGGCGGGCGGCGUUGUGGGUGCCUGCAGUGGGAUGUCUGGGAUUGUUGGCGGUGGUGUAGGUACCUAUAUGGGGAUGGGAUGCCCCAGCAUGGGGGGCUGUAGAGACCAGGGACUGUCGGGUGGAGGGGGCGGUGGGAGCUCAUUGAGUGGCUGUAUGUCGAUGGGAACCGCAGGUCAUCGGCGCUACGAUAGGGGUCCCUGUUCAGUCUAUGACCCCUUGUUUGAAAAUGGCCUGUUUGAAGCUGGACCAGUAGAGGCUCCCGUGGACCACACAACCCUUCAGUUGAAGAGAAGACGUUUGGAGGGCCUGCGAUUGGCUGAUGGGGCUGUUGGUCCACAUUAUGACCUGGGAAUUCAAACCACCCUGCUAACCAGACCGGUGGAAUAUCGUCUACUAGAGGAGGAGAACGCUUUGUUGAGAAAAAGAGUGGAAGAACUUAAGAAACAGGUGUCCAAUCUCCUAGCCACCAAUGAGGUGCUCUUAGAGCAGAACGCUCAGUUUCGAAGCCAAGCUAAAGUGAUGACUCUCUCAUCAACCCCUGCCCCAUCCGAUCAGAGUCUGGCUCCCCCUGUUGGUGCUGUCAGCUCCUACAACCAUGGCAUCGCCCAGACUCACACCACUCUCAGCAGCACUGGUCUUCAGCCACGUCCCGUGACCCAACAAGAUCUGGUGGCCCCGGCCGGUACGCAAACCGCCCCUCCUGUAAACGCUGCUCCCCCUUCAGCUCCCCCUCCGCAUCUGAACCCUGACCCCAUCUCCGCUGCCCUCGCUCAGACCAUCGCCCAGGGAAUGGCCCCAGCUGUUUCAAUGGCCCCUGUUGCGGUUUCCGUAGCACCGGUUUCCGUGUCGAUGGCACAGCCGUUGCCAGGCAUCACGAUGAGUCACGCCACCACGCCGAUGGUGUCAUACCCCAUAGCCAGUCAAAGUAUGAGAAUCACCACCAUACCUCAUUAGCAUGGGGCUAAUGUGUUCAGCAUUACAUGACUCAUUAUUUGUGUGGUUGCUGGCAAACUCAGACUUUCUGUUUAUGAGCUAGAAAAUGAGGAAACUACAAUUUCCCCUUGGUUUUUAGGGAUUGUGGUGAGUUUCUCAGCGUUGGGGGUCAUUUUGACUGAUUUGGAUUUUCUGCUUUCUUUAUAAGCAACAUACUGAGAUUCACUUGUGUCAAGCAUGAUUCAGUUUUCUCGCCAUGCUUUUGUGGACGAUUGCUUUUACCAGAGAGCAAAUGUUUGCCGUAAAGACUCCUUUGAGACUGGCACCCAAAAAUGCCUUCUUUCCAGACUUCCCACUUAGACGUUUAUUAACACAAACUCCUGUGAACUCAUUUUGAAGGAUGUAAAUAUUUAACUAAUAAUCAUUACAGAAUGAUUGUUAAUUUACUUGUUACAUAUCAGAUUUCAUUUGACUUCUUUUUAGUUUGUCAAUUGUUUUUGUGUUAUUGUUAUUUCAAUGAGAAGACACAUUAAACACUAUUAUUAAAUCAUUUCAAUUCCUUAACAAAAAGAAAUGUGUGUGGAUUUUUGCAUUGUUUUUUCAGAUCUAAUUCUUCCAUGACAGGUAAGUACUUUUCCUAACUGUUGAUCAAACCUAUGUUUCUAAUUCAGUUUUGUUAAUAGUUACUAGGGGUACUUGAAAUUCUACCAUCAUUUACUCGAAUGUUAGCAAUUUCUGGGACAUCAUUGACUACCAUAGUAGGAAAAAUAAUUGAACCUUUUUUUCUAGAAUGCUGCUUUGUGAUUGGUCCAUAUCUCUAAAGCCUGCCCCCACACCUAACCCUAACCUUCGUAGGGUAAAACAGGGGAGUCAUACGGUGUUUCUCAAACGCAAGGACAGGUUGCAAAGCUACCACAAUUCUAUAAACAAUUCUCAGAUAUACUUGCCCCUUGUCUUUUAAAGGUGUUUAUUGAGAGCAUUAACAACCACAAGCUUCCCCCCAGUAUGACUCAAGGAAUAAUUUCCCUCAUUCCUAAACCGAAUAAAGAUUUGUUUUUUAUUGAUAAUUGGUGUCCAAUAAAUUUAUUAAAUAAUGACUAUAAGGUUUUAGCUCACAUACUUUCCAAUAGGAUUAAAAAGGUGCUCAGUUCUAUAAUAGAUGAGUCUCAAUUUGGUUUUAUUAAUGACAGACAUAUUUCAAAUAAUACAUGUUUAGUUUUAGAUAUUUUAGAUUAUUCUAGUUUGAUUUCUGAUGAUAGCUUUCUUAUUUUUUUGGACUUUUACAAAGCUUUUGACACUUUGCAGCAUACUUUUAAUUUUCAUUGUCUUGAAAAGUUUGGUUUUGAGAUUUCUCAGAUCUUUCUCUGAGGGGUAGAGUGCUUCUUGCUAAGGCUGAAGGCCUUUCUAGGCUCAUUUAUGCUGAUCAAU